AUGGAGAGCUCUUCUCACAAGCGGGCGCGGGAGGUGGUGGACCUCGCCGCCGCCGGAGAGGCCGCCGCGUUGCCGGAGGCAGCCGACGCGAAGAGGCUGCGGCCGCAGGACCUGCUCGACAUGCUCGAUGACGACACCGACGCGGCCGCCGCCGGCGACUUAGCCUCCGUCAUGCGGAGCCUGGAGGAGGAGAUAGCUAGCUUCGACGAGGCCGUGGGGGCGCCGCCGACACAGCAGCAGCAGCCGGAGCUGGGGUUCCUGCUGGAGGCCUCGGACGACGAGCUGGGGCUGCCGCCGGCGGGCACCUCCGCCUCCUCGUCCGACGAGGCCGGCGGCCUCGCCGGGGCGCCGCCGGAGUCCGCCCUCGACGGCGGCCAGAUCUGGGGCUUCGAGGACGAGAUAGACGGAGGCGGCGGCUUCGGCGGCGGCUACUCGCCGGAGGCCCAGGCCGCGGCCGUCGCCGCAGCGGCCGCGUGGGACGACGACGGCUUCGACGCCGGCCUGUUCGCGUUCGGCGAAAACGACGCAUACGGGCCGUCGGAUCUCGCCGCGCUGCGCCACGAGACCAUGCCGGCCGUCUGA
Miscanthus lutarioriparius is the source of this 582-nucleotide messenger RNA. Lineage: Eukaryota; Viridiplantae; Streptophyta; Magnoliopsida; Poales; Poaceae. The record is from the annotation of a GenBank genome assembly.